Quercus robur (English oak) is the source of this 336-nucleotide messenger RNA. RefSeq names its product gibberellin 20 oxidase 4-like. The record is from RefSeq and is a predicted model, not a curated record. NCBI's taxonomy places the organism in Eukaryota, Viridiplantae, Streptophyta, Magnoliopsida, Fagales, Fagaceae. The transcript has a single exon. The coding region runs from base 1 to 336 and encodes 111 amino acids.
AUGAGCCUAGGAUUGAGACAACAAGCCUUUGAAGAGAUGUUUGGGGUGGCUGUGCAGGCCAUAAGGAUGAACUACCACCCAGCAUGUUCAAGGCCUGACCUUGUUUUAGGUCUAAGCCCACAUUCAGAUGGAAGUGCCCUCACAGUGCUGCAGCAAGGAAAGGGCAGCUCAGUAGGACUGCAAAUCCUUAAAGAUAACACAUGGGUGCCUGUUCAGCCCAUCAUAAAUGCUCUAGUAAUCAACAUUGGUGACACAAUAGAAGCAAGAGAUCUGAAAUCUUAUGUGUAUCUUCUGCGUCAAAAUCAAUAUCUCAACUGGGGUCUUUCUAAAUUUUAA